GCACAUUUGACAGUCCACACAGGAGAGAAACGGUUUCCUUGUAACAAAUGUGGCAAAAAAUUCAGUCAGCUGACACGCUUGAAAAAUCACAUGAGAAUUCACACAGGUGAGAAGUCGUAUUCUUGUAGCGCCUGUGGAAAAGAAUUCAGUAAAAAAUCAGCUCUAAAAUCUCACGUGAGAGUUCACACAGGUGAGAAGCACCAUUGUUGUAGCAUCUGUGGGGAAAGUUUCAUCUGGAAUAUGCAGUUAAUACGGCACAGGAGAAUUCACACAGGUGAGAAGCCAUAUUUUUGUGGUACCUGUGAGAAGAGAUUCAUUCGGAAGAUACAGUUAAAGGAUCACAUGAGAAUUCACACUGGCGAGUGUCCGUACUCGUGUAACAGCUGUGGGGAAAAGUUUAUUGACCUAUCAGCAUUGAAAGCUCACGUGAGAAUUCACACAGAUGAGAAGUCGUAUCCUUGUAGCACCUGUGGAAAAGAAUUCAGUAAAAAAUCAGCUCUAAAAUCUCACGCGAGAGUUCACACAGGCGAGAAGCACCAUUGUUGUAGCAUCUGUGGGGAAAAACCUGUGGAGGCUCUGGCUCCUCCUGGUCUGGGCUGGAGUUCCUCUCCUGGUUACAGACCUGCUGCUCAUCCAGACCCUCCUCUUCCUCACAGUCAUGUUGUUGGUCCCAAAAUCAAAUGA
Maylandia zebra (zebra mbuna) is the source of this 684-nucleotide messenger RNA. Lineage: Eukaryota; Metazoa; Chordata; Actinopteri; Cichliformes; Cichlidae. The record is from RefSeq and is a predicted model, not a curated record.